ACUGUAGUUUCUGGCACUGCCGUCGGAGCAGGCGGGACCGUAGGCAUGUUUCCUGGCGUGGGGGGAUUCCACACCUGCGUGGCCGUGGGGUAGCGGUGGGGUUCAGGACUAGGCUCCAUCCCUCUGCACUGGAGAGGUGGGGCUGUCAGCCCGAGCACAGAGCUGUCUCGGCAGAACGGUGUUCCCCGUUCCUGGUGUUCUCGCUGUGCUGAGAGUUGCAGCUCGGAGACACUUUAUUGCUGCAGAAUUCGCUUGUGGGAAACAUAAGGAAAACGGAUACGCUUAUCGAUGCCAUCCUUCACAUGUUAAUGGAGGAUGGUCUGACUUUUGGACAAAGUCCUGAAAGCAACUAUGGAAAGAAAUGCUGUAUUUUCAACUGAAUUCUCACCUAUCAACACUGGCAAAUAUUCACAAGAUUUACCACACCCUCAAUAGGCUGAAUCUGACAGAGGACGCUGGUCAAGACGAUCACCAGACAGGAGAGAGACUUUCAAAGAUACGAAGAAUAGGAAGUCUCCGGUCUUGCAGUUCAUCAGACUGCUUUAGUAAAGUGAUGCCUCCAAGGAAAAAGAGGAGACCUGCAGCAGGAGAUGAUUUAUCUGCUAAGAAAAGUAGACAUGAUGGUAUGUAUAGAAAAUAUGAUUCGACUAGAAUAAAAGCAGAGGAAGAAGUCUUUUCAAGUAAGAGAUGCUUAGAAUGGUUUUAUGAAUAUGCAGGCACUGAUGACAUUGUAGGGCCAGAAGGUAUGGAGAAAUUUUGUGAAGACAUUGGAGUUGAACCAGAAAAUGUCGUUAUGCUUGUACUAGCAUGGAAAUUGGAUGCACAAAACAUGGGCUACUUUACGUUACAAGAAUGGUUAAAAGGAAUGACAUCGCUACAAUGUGAUACUACAGAAAAAUUGAGAAAUUCUCUGGAUUACCUGAGAUCUUUAUUAAAUGAGCCUACCAAUUUUAAACUUAUUUAUAGAUAUGCAUUUGACUUUGCACGGGAAAAGGACCAGCGCAGCCUAGAUAUCAAUACUGCCAAGUGUAUGUUGGGCCUUCUUUUAGGAAAAACAUGGUCCCUUUUUCCAGUAUUUCACCAGUUUCUAGAGCAAUCAAAAUACAAAGUUAUCAAUAAGGACCAAUGGUGUAACGUUCUUGAAUUCAGCAGAACAAUUAACCUUGACCUCAGUAACUAUGAUGAAGAUGGAGCCUGGCCAGUGUUGUUGGAUGAGUUUGUGGAAUGGUAUAAAGGAAAACAGAUGACAUAGAAGUUUAACUAUGCACAGCCACUCAAGAGUCACUGUUACCACAGUUAUGUCAACCAUUAGCCAUAAACUGCUAUUUGUAUCAAAGUGCAUGCUGCUUUUCUUGCACUGCAUCCCUUUUGCAGGGAACUUUUGAUGUUUGCUAUUUAACAAGCUAGCUAUGCUUGCUGUGUAGCAUUGUUCUCUUUGAAGGCUGCUUUGCAUUUUGUAUUUACACUACGAAUUGGUGAACUUGCCAGCGUCUUCACUGUGAUUAUGUGUAUAUUGCUGUCUAAAUUUUGUAUAUGUGUAUAAAAAAAAAGCUUCACCUAGGGAUUAUUUCUGCAGAAAUGUAUUGUAAAAAUAAUUUUGUGGCAUAUUUCUAGUCAUCACUUACAUGUUUGAAACUUAAGGGUUUUUUUUUCUUUUGGUCUCAAAUGUAGCAUUUCAGAAAAUGAAAUGAACAGACUGCUUGGACACAGUUAUGUGAAGAACUAUUGUCAAUUUUAAUGUUAUUAUUUGAGAUGCCAAUUUUUGAGAGAGAAGACAUGCUGUGACUGACUUCACCGGAAUUCGCCAAACCUGACCUAUUGCUUAAUAGGAAUGAAACAUUGGUGUCUUAAAAUAUAUAUAAAUAUAUAUAUAUACACACAUAUAAAUAUUAAAACACUGUAAUAGUUGUACAUGCCACAGAUUAUUUCCAUUUGAAGAAAAAAGUACUGACUUUUUAAUGUUAAAAAUGCAGUAGUCAUUACAGGUACAAAUGAACAAAUUAAAGUACCUUUUAAAAAUGGGUUUUAGACUUUUGUAAAUUGCCUUUGGCAUACUCCUUUUAAUUUUUGGUGUACCACGAGUGUUUGGUCUAUGUUGUGAUCUAGUGAAAUUGAAAGUUCUAGCUAAAGUUAGUGGUUUGGGGAAUAAAGUCUGCUCACCCCUAGCACAUAGAUAAUACAAAUUUGGGUUUGUUUUGUUUGUAACAUUAGUCUUUCCCAGAGUCUCUAACUUUGUUUUUCUAAAUAAUUAACAAUAUGAUAAUGAGUAGUCAAAACAUUACUUUUUCUUUCAUUCUGGGGAUUGGAAUUUCCUAGCAGAAUGUCCAUUGCAGGCAAUGGGCAUGAUAAACACCAGCAUUAAAUGACAGUACUUUUUAGUAGGGCCACUGCCUCUUUCAUUAAUUUCUUUAUCUGUAUAGGACAGUUCUAGUGAUUAUUUUGGGGAAAAUGAAUGAAUGGAAUUAUGCUUAAGUUCUGUAAUUUUGUCACAUUGUCUUUGCCUUACCCUUUUUAUUAAGUAAUUUUAGUGUUGAUUUUUAUAAAUAGGUCCUUGAAGUAUCUGGUGCUAUUAAACUUUCCUCCCUAAGGAUUCAUUAAAAUGUUCCAUAUUGAUUCGUGGAGCAUUUAACAAGAAAAGGCCAGUGGAUGUUUUGGAACUAAGAAUAACAUUACUUUUCUAUAGAACUAUUUUGCAAGGUAUUGGCAGUUUUGCUAUUUCUCUCGAAUGCAAUCCAGGGGAAGGGGGAGGAAGCGUUUUAAGUUGAAUGUGAAAUUUUCAGCUGUGUUGAAGGUCCUAUUCUGCCGUCACUGAAGUCAGGAACAACUGUCAUUAACUUCCCUACUUUCAGGAUUAAGCCUAGUUUAGCAAAAACACAAUAGUUUGCUGCCCUGGACCAGGAGGUUGUAAUUGUGGUGCUACAGCUGGUCAGCUGUAUUCAAAUCUGUUUGGUGGUGGUGUGUUUUGUUUGUCAAACUCAGCUGCCAAAGACAAAAAUUGUGUGUGUUUGUGUAUAUUUGUAUACACAUAAAUAUACAAUAUGUAUGCAUAUACAAAACUAGAAUUUUAUGAUGCUAAGAAGAAAAUACUACCUUUCCUGUGAAAUAGUCAUGACACUAAAUAGAUCUCUCUAAAGAUAAUAGUGGUGAAAGAUACAUAGUCAUUGCUUUCUCAUGUACUAAUGCACAUAACCUUAAUUCCAUGUUUGCCAGUUUGCACAAGAAAUUAAUUCAGUGGAGUGUGGUAUUUAAUGUUUACAAUAAGCCUCUUACUAAAACACACACAUUUUAUUAAGUCUUCAGAUGUAAAUGUGUAUAUUACCAUAGUAUAACCAUAAGGAAAUAUCAAUGGAGCUGCUGGUUUCAUUUUAAAAGAAUGGCCUUAGAAGCAAUAUAACUUGUAACAUUAGGCUAAAGUGUGGUUGCUAAGAUUUUAAGUGAAAUACUGUAAUUGUUCUUAAACAUUAAGUGAGUUACUGACUCUAGAAAACAGUUUAGCACAAAUUGGCAUGAAUCCUGCAACAAAUACAAGGUUUGCAUAAAAGGUUUUGUGUGUCACAAAUAAUUUGGCUUCUAGUAAUGGAAGCAAGAGCCAAAGAAACUUUUAAUCUAUUACUCCUAUAGGUAUAACUUUCAUAUAACAGGGUCAACAGAAAUCUGUUAAGCAUAACCAGGUGCUUUUUUUUCCAAGUUUUGCUAAUGUUUAGCAGAAUACAAAAUUUAAUGAAAAACCAAAAAAAAAGAGAGAAAAAGAAACUCAGAAGGUACUCAUGCUGUAUAAGUAAACAAACUUCAUUUUUUCUUUGGGUAAAAGUAAUAAGGAAUGAUGGAAAGGACAGAUGUGUUUGGAAAUGCAUUAGCUAGAUGCUGCUAUUUUUUUUUCUUUCACUUUCAAGCAGGAUGAAUCUGUAGUCUUCAGCUGCUUUAUAAACAUGCCUCUUCAUAAAAUAAACCACAAAUUCAAUUGCAGCUGGUAGACAGCUUUACUGAUGUAGCGAACAAAUGGACCCGUAUGGCUUGAUAAGGUUCCCUGUGCUAUCCAUCCUUCUGGUUUUGCUAUAUAUCCUGAUAAGCAGAGGACACUAACAUUGACAGCUCUUGCCUAUUUUGGAGAAAUUCCCUCUCAUUUUUAAAUAUUUGUGGAAACUUAAGCUACUCAGUUUACCUUGUAUUUAGUACAAGUUUAAUGUUUGCUCUUUUCUUAGUUAUGCCAUCAUAUAGUUGAUGUAGCGUUUUAGAGUUUUUUUUCCUUUUGAAAAAUGAUACACAGAAUAUGCUGACCUCUUAGUCAAGACACUGAGAGGUCAUUCUGGCAGAAGUGUCAUGGGACUUAUGCCAGUCUUUCUGGUGUACUGUUACUGUCCUUAUAGCAGAAACUUGAUGAUCUAUGUGCAAUUCAUGAUUGGUAUUUGGGAGAUGUAAAGUGGAAGGCCAGUUAGUGAAGGUAAAACAGCAUCCAGAGACUAUAGAAGUGGACACUCUGAGUUGAUAGAUGACAAACAUUUGAAGCUUUUUGGACUCUAUGAUCUUAAGGGUCUUUUCCAACCUAAAUGAUUCUGUAAUUUUACAAAUAUUAGUAACUGAAACAGUCUACAAAUUAACUUUAAUUCUACAGCAAAAUAAUAUUAGGUAUUUAAAAUAUUAAUAUAAUUCUGUGUUACUGUUGUUUUUUCACUUCUUUUUCAUGGAAAGCAAGAUGAAGAGGAUGGAAUUUAUUGGGAUCCUUUGUGUACUUGAGUUUUCAGUUAAAACCUGUUUAAAGUUGUCUUUAAGCUACAAUAAAGAUUUGGGUUACCAUUUUGUAGCCUUUUCUGACAGUUGUAGAGCACUAGAGGCUUCUCCCAUUUUACCACAAAUACAUGAAUUUUAUUUCAUCACAAAUAUGCUCAUACAAUCAAAAUUAGUUACAACUCCUUGCUACUUGGUUAGUGUUCCCAAGUUACUUUUUUGGAGGGCAAGAAAUGGACUUCAGUUGUGUUCAGGUUUUCCCAGAUUUCUGUUGACCCUUGGUCACAAGUCUAACAUUGUUUAAUACUCUUGGAAUUCUUAUAGACAGCUUUAAAGGUUAGCUUGUGCCCUGGUUUUAAUUAUAACUGCUAAAAUACCUCUUUUUAAGCCUUAUAUUUUGUCCUUUCAUGUUGCUGUAAAAGUGUAUAGAAUCCAUCCACCAACUAAAUUGUUGUCUGUAAUUGAGACCAAAACUCAGCUUGGUAUUUUUUGGGGUUUAUUUUUUAAAUUUCCCCCCCCCCCCUGUGUGUUUGUGUGUGCGUGUGUGUGUACAUGUGUUGUCACAAAAUAGUACCUACUGACACUGCUGUUGCAGGAACAGCAGUUAACCUGUAACUGUGAACGCUUUAUGUCUUAGUUACCUUGGAUAUUACAUAAAUAAGGUGUGCUAAACUCCUGUGACUCACAGCCUGAUGAAAAUACUGUUACGCCACCUAACAUGAGUUCAUCCCGUUGAUUUUUUUAGGUCUUUUGCUGGUGUUGAUGUAAAAUGGCAUCCCACAAAUAAACAGUAUUUGUGUUGGUUUCA
This is a messenger RNA of Tyto alba (common barn owl), 5533 nucleotides long. It is a transcript of the gene DCUN1D4, whose product is annotated as defective in cullin neddylation 1 domain containing 4. Gene Ontology annotation, biological process: protein neddylation; positive regulation of ubiquitin-protein transferase activity. Gene Ontology annotation, molecular function: ubiquitin conjugating enzyme binding; ubiquitin-like protein binding; cullin family protein binding. Gene Ontology annotation, cellular component: ubiquitin ligase complex. The transcript is spliced from 12 exons. Bases 362 to 1252 code for a protein of 296 amino acids. NCBI's taxonomy places the organism in Eukaryota, Metazoa, Chordata, Aves, Strigiformes, Tytonidae. The record is from RefSeq and is a predicted model, not a curated record.